UCUCUCUCUCCCCCCUAAAUCGAGAAAAUGGCAUUUCUGCUGCGAACUGUCCUUCAAAGUCAGAGGUUGAAAGUUGGUGGUGUUGGGCUGAGACUUUACAGUAGUUCUGCGCCGACAACUAAACUCUUCAUUGAUGGGAAGUUUGUAGAAUCUCAGACAACAGAAUGGAUCGACAUACACAAUCCAGCAACGAAUGAGGUGGUGUCGAGAUGUCCAAAGACAACUCCCUCCGAGAUGCAGGCUGCCAUCGAGUCGUGUAAUUCGGCUUUUAAAACAUGGAAAGACACCACGAUCCUCACCAGACAACAAAUGAUGUUCAACCUACAGUCUCUCGUCAAGAAUAACAUGCGCAAAAUUGCAGAAAGUAUCACACUCGAGCAAGGCAAGACACUUGUUGAUGCUGAUGGUGAUGUUUUGAGGGGUUUACAGGUGAUUGAGCACUGUUGCAGUAUCACGUCACUGCAGCUUGGUGAGAGUUUGAGUGGCAUCGCUAAAGACAUGGAGACCAUUUCAUACAGGGCCCCCCUUGGAGUGACUGCUGGCAUUUGCCCAUUUAAUUUCCCUGCUAUGAUCCCAAUGUGGAUGUUCCCCAUGGCACUGAUUACGGGUAAUACGAUGCUGUUGAAGCCUUCUGAGCGUGACCCUGGUGCAGCCAUGAUCCUUAUGGAGCUGAUGAAGGAGGCUGGCUUCCCGGAUGGUGUCGUCAAUGUGAUUCAUGGACAGCAUGAUGCUGUCAACUUCAUCUGUGAUCACCCUGACAUCAAGGCCAUUUCAUUUGUUGGUUCUGAUCAAGCAGGUCAAUACAUUUAUGAACGAGGCUCAAAACAUGGGAAGAGAGUCCAGUCUAAUAUGGGCGCCAAAAAUCAUGGUGUCAUUAUGCCCGAUGCAAACAAAGAGGCAACUCUGAACCAACUUGUUGGCGCUGCUUUUGGUGCGGCUGGGCAGCGGUGUAUGGCAUUGACCACGGCCGUGUGGGUGGGUGAGUCCAAGGAAUGGAUCCCGGAGCUCAUUGAGCGGACCAAGAAACUCAAAAUUAAUGCUGGCCACGUGCCUGAAACUGACCUUGGUCCAGUGAUCAGCCCCCAGGCUAAGGAACGUAUCUGUCAUCUGGUGCAAUCCGGGAAGGAUGAUGGUUGCCAGGUGCUUCUUGAUGGACGAGAUGUUGUUGUACCCGGUUAUGAAAAGGGAAACUUUGUUGGACCAACCAUUCUCCAUGGAGUGAAGCCUGAGAUGGAGUGCUACAAAGAGGAGAUCUUUGGCCCCGUGUUGUGCAGCAUGGAAGCAGAGACAUUGGAUGAUGCGAUUGAGUUGAUCAACAACAACCCCUAUGGUAACGGCACGGCUAUCUUUACAACGAAUGGAGCCACAGCAAGGAAGUACACGCAACAGAUUGAUGUUGGACAGGUUGGAGUAAAUGUACCUAUCCCAGUUCCCCUGCCCAUGUUCUCCUUCACCGGAUCACGAGGCUCGUUUAGAGGCGACACAAAUUUCUAUGGAAAGCAGGGGAUUAACUUCUACACUCAGGUCAAGACUGUAACCCAAAUGUGGCGUGAGGAUGAUGCUACUGACAGCAAAGCUCAUGUCGCCAUGCCUGUCAUGAAGUAAGGAGGACACAAACUGGAGGGACUUGUGUGUUACUUGGCUGGUCACAUACCCAGCAGAAGUUCAUUAGUUGAUCACCAAGAUGAGAACUUUGUAUUGCGUUCAAGAUCACAAGUUGUGUGGGCAAAAUUAAAAUGAGCAUCGCCAGUCAUUGACAUUGUGUGUAACUGGCUGAGUAAAUUUUGUUUACAUGUUUGUUUAAAUUGUGUACAUAUUGUGUAUUCCUGCUAAAACAUUCUUGUGUGUCAGAAGUUGAACCUGUGGCCAAACCAAGUCAAGGUUACUCCCAUUACCUGAUUCCGGAUGAGCAUGGCAGCUACAAUGUAAUAACUGAUCAUGUGAACUAUGUACCAGGGCUUAGUUAUUCAAAACUGGCAUGAACUUCACGUUGUUGACUUCAUUUAUUUGGUGCCAAGUUCUAGAUAUUUGACACCAAGUUAGUAACUUAUUUGUUCUGAUGAACUGGGCCCCUGACUAUUAUGAUUAUGUGCCUACUGGAAGCAGGGUAUCCUUUGGCGAUGUGCAGUGUAUCUAUUUUGAAAAUCGGCUUUUAAAUGGAUUCACUGUGUGAUGCAACAUGUAUCAACCAGAGGAAGUCCUGCUUGGGGAAAAAAAUCUGCAUGUGUGAAAAUGCAUUGUGUAAUAAACGAUUGGAAGUUACUA
This is a messenger RNA of Lineus longissimus, 2265 nucleotides long. Its product is annotated as probable methylmalonate-semialdehyde/malonate-semialdehyde dehydrogenase [acylating], mitochondrial. The coding region runs from base 28 to 1605 and encodes 525 amino acids. Gene Ontology annotation, biological process: thymine catabolic process; L-valine catabolic process. The record is from RefSeq and is a predicted model, not a curated record. The transcript is spliced from 14 exons. Gene Ontology annotation, molecular function: methylmalonate-semialdehyde dehydrogenase (acylating, NAD+) activity; malonate-semialdehyde dehydrogenase (acetylating, [NAD(P)+]) activity. NCBI's taxonomy places the organism in Eukaryota, Metazoa, Nemertea, Pilidiophora, Heteronemertea, Lineidae. Gene Ontology annotation, cellular component: mitochondrion.